Messenger RNA from Paramecium tetraurelia, 1524 nucleotides. RefSeq lists its product as uncharacterized. The record is from RefSeq and is a predicted model, not a curated record. The transcript is spliced from 5 exons. Gene Ontology annotation, cellular component: plasma membrane. Gene Ontology annotation, molecular function: calmodulin binding; small conductance calcium-activated potassium channel activity. Gene Ontology annotation, biological process: potassium ion transport. Lineage: Eukaryota; Ciliophora; Oligohymenophorea; Peniculida; Parameciidae.
AUGAAUUUAUAAAAUGAAGGCUCUAUUGAGUUGUCUGGAAAUCCAGCUUCAAGGGCUGGCGAAGAUGAAGCAGUAUAGUAUUAAAAAAGACUGUCUGUUAUUAUUUUAAAUCAAAUUCAACGAAAAACAUUAAAAAAAAAGUCCACAAUUAUCCAAAGCUCCAAACGGGAUGUCUUUGAGGAUAGUCGAUCCACAAGAAUUUAUUUUGAAAGAUACCGAGUUUUGGAAUAGGGGAGAUUUUGGGUAAUUUGUGCUACUCUAGUUUUAGUUGUUUUAGAGUAUGAAGCUUCUUUUAUGCAUCAAUUAACGGACACUUAUGAUACCGAAAUAAAAAUAUUACUCUAUCUAAUAAUGAUCCUCUCUAUAGUUACAAUCAUUAUGACAUUAAUUGCUUAUUUAGCAGAACUUGAAUUCAAGAAACGUUCUCUUUCAAUUCCCAAGGCCAGCAAUAUAUUUGAGACUAAUCUGAUUUUCCUUUUGAUUUUAGAGGUCAUCAUCCUAUUACCUUGUCCAACACCCUACACCAUGGAAUUCAAGAUAUUCUAUGUAUAAAGAUAUUCAGAUCAAAUCAGAUUUUAUUUCUUAAAUGAGAUUUUGACUUUCAUAAUGCUCUUUAGAUCCUUGUUAAUUCUAAACACAGCAUUUAAAUUUCAAGACUUCUAUUCCAAUAGAGUCAAUAGAUUAUGUCGUAUUUAUUCAGUAGAUUUUGGUCCCCACUUUAUAUUUAAAGUAGCCAUUAGAGAACACCCCUACAAAACUAUCUGUGGGCUCUUUUGUAUUGGACUAUUUAUUUUCUCCUAUUAAUUAGAGAUUUCAGAAAGAUCUUUGUUAAGAACAGAACAAGAAGUGAUGUCUUACAAAGUUAAUAAUUCUCUUUGGGUUUGUAUGAUAACAAUAUUCACAGUCGGUUAUGGUGAUCUAUAUCCACUAACUGACCUAGGAAGAUUUUCAAUGACUUUAGGUUUAUUCUAUGGAGUUGCAUUAACUUCUUUGUUUACAGCUAUUCUUUAUGCAGACUUGUAACCCUUCACAGCCGAAAUACGUUCUAUAACCUUAUUAGACAAGGCCAAUUUAAAAAUUUCAAUAAAGUCCUUUGCUUAAAAGGCUAUAUUGAAUUUAUUUAAGCUACAAUAGUACUUCCAAAAGAACAAAUUAAAACAUAUCCAAAGAAAUCCAGCCAUCAAAUAAAGAGUCACUUAUAUCAGAGGUAUUUUACAAAAAAGCGAGAACAUGAGAAGAAACUACAGAACGAUUGACACUGAAGACUUAAUCACGAUGGGGGAGAGAAGAUUUCAAGAAAUGACUCAUUUUUUCUAUGAGUAUUAUGGUAUGCUUGAAUAGAUGUAAUAAUAACAAGAGCUAUUGGAAGAUUAUGAUACAGAAAAAAUAAAUUCAAUUAAGAAAAGCCACACAGUGACAUCAGCCAGUCUUGAAAUAAAGAGCAAAGAUGAUUAAUAUUUUGAAGAACUGAUUGAUUCCUAAUCACAAAAUCAAUAGUUAAUGAAAUUUAAUGACGAAGACUGA